AUGGACGAUCCCGAGGCGUUGCUGCCGGCGAUCGAACGGCGGUCGAAGCAGCUGCGGCAGCAGGAGCAGAUGCUGCGGGAAGCCGUGUCGGCCGCGUCGCGCAGGAAGGAGACGAGCGCAGCGGCGCUUAGGACUGCCGAGGACGCGCACCAGCAGCUGCUGCGCGCUCGAUUCCACGCGCUCAACGCGCAGGUGAAUGCGCAGCUCGACGCCAUGGCCAGCCAUGCCGCCGCCAUCGCCGCCUUCCUCUCCCCCGCGCGCCCGGGGUCACUGGCAAUGGUAGCGGGGGUGGAGCCGCUGCUGGAGGCGCAGGAGGAGCUGGCGCUGCAGCACGAGGCGUGGAAGCGACGACAGUUCGAUGAGGGGCCAUCCAGGGCGGUGGCGUUGGAGGGGGAGGGGCAAUACUCACCGUGUGACCUGAACGCCCUGGACGCUGGCGUCACGGGUGGGGAUGGCGGAGGCUCCAGUGACACGCCAGGCGACUACGACCUCAAGAUGCAGCGGCAGCGCUUCUACCUCGCCAAGAUGCACCAGCUGCUGACUCAGCAGUACUGGCAGCUGGCUGUCAACGUGGCACUGCAUGGAGCCGUCCUAUUGGACGCGCACCACCUAGAGCGCACCCGGCAGCUGCUGCUCCAAUUGCAUCGCGACACGUCAGCAGCUAUCGCCGACUCUGAAGCCCGCAAGGAGGCGUACAAGGCACUUGCUGCACAGGCCACCGCCCCCACCGCGUCCACUGCGCCCACCGCGCUCUCCGCCCCACCAUCCUUCUCCGCCUCCCACCUCCCGCCCCCAUCCUCCUCCCUCCCCCUCUGGCCCGCUCUGCUCUCCGCCCUCUCCCCCCCCGCUGCUCAAGGGGAGCCACUCGGUGCAGCAGGGGGGGGAGGCGCGCAGGCAGCAGGGCGAAGGGAGGGGGAGAGUGCGGGGGAGGUGGUGGGGCGGCUGGUGGAGGGGCUGAGGGGGAGGGCGCAGGGGGAGGGGGAGCGCGUGCAGCAGGGGGAGGAGCAGAGCGAGCGGCUGCUGGCACAGAUGGCGGGUAUGCAGGCGGCCAUGCUGGAGCUGCUCUCAUCGCCGCACGUCACUCCCUCCUCCACCGCCACUCAUGCCAUGCCGCUGCACCUCUCGCCCGCUGCUCUCCUGGACGAGCGUUUGAGAGUGGAACGCCAGCUCAACGAUGACGUGGCACCCGAGAUUGACAGGCUGGCAGACGAGUGGCAGACAACCCAGAGGAGCGCGGUGCACGCCCCAAGGCACGCCAUCCGGCAGCGCGUGCUGCAAGCAGUUUCUCAUUCCCUCUUCCCCACUCCCCACCUGCCCUCCCUGCACCUCCCUCAGAGCGCGGUGCACGCCCCAAGGCACGCCAUCCGGCAGCGCGUGCUGCAAGCAGUUUCUCAUUCCCUCUUCCCCACUCCCCACCUGCCCUCCCUGCACCUCCCUCAGAGCGCGGUGCACGCCCCAAGGCACGCCAUCCGGCAGCGCGUGCUGCAAGCAGUUUCUCAUUCCCUCUUCCCCACUCCCCACCUGCCCUCCCUGCACCUCCCUCAGAGCGCGGUGCACGCCCCAAGGCAUGCCAUCCGGCAACGCGUGCUGCAAGCAGUUUCUCAUUCCCUCUUCCCCACUCCCCACCUGCCCUCCCUGCACCUCCCUCAGAGCGCGGUGCACGCCCCAAGGCACGCCAUCCGGCAGCGCGUGCUGCAAGCAGUUUCUCAUUCCCUCUUCCCCACUCCCCACCUGCCCUCCCUGCACCUCCCUCAGAGCGCGGUGCACGCCCCAAGGCACGCCAUCCGGCAGCGCGUGCUGCAAGCAGUUUCUCAUUCCCUCUUCCCCACUCCCCACCUGCCCUCCCUGCACCUCCCUCAGAGCGCGGUGCACGCCCCAAGGCACGCCAUCCGGCAGCGCGUGCUGCAAGCAGUUUCUCAUUCCCUCUUCCCCACUCCCCACCUGCCCUCCCUGCACCUCCCUCAGAGCGCGGUGCACGCCCCAAGGCACGCCAUCCGGCAGCGCGUGCUGCAAGCAGUUUCUCAUUCCCUCUUCCCCACUCCCCACCUGCCCUCCCUGCACCUCCCUCAGAGCGCGGUGCACGCCCCAAGGCACGCCAUCCGGCAGCGCGUGCUGCACUCCUUCUUCUCCCCGGGCGCGCUGCCCCACGCGCUGCUGCUCGCACACUCCACUCAGGGGGGAGGGGGCGAGGGUGUGCGGAACGAGGGGGCAGGGCAGGAGGCUGGAGAGGCUCAAGGCGGGAUGCACGGGCAGGAGAGGGAGAGCAGGGGGGGUGGUGGCGAGGGCAUUGGCGUGGGCAUGGAUGAUGGUGGGGGCAGGGGUGAGGGCAUGGGCAUGGAGGGUGGAAUGCAUGUGGGCAUGGGGAUGGGCAUGGAUGAGGAUGAUGACAGCAUCAUCUUCUGA
Messenger RNA from Closterium sp. Yama58-4, 2403 nucleotides. The record is from the annotation of a GenBank genome assembly. Lineage: Eukaryota; Viridiplantae; Streptophyta; Zygnematophyceae; Desmidiales; Closteriaceae.